CUCAUCGCUCCUUCCGAGCGCCAGCAGAUCGUUCAAGCACACAGGGAACCCUCUGCCUUCCCCUUCUUCCCUCUCCCACACGUUUCCCCCCUUCUUCCCCCUCACCCCUCGCUUUCCCUCCCUCCGUGCUUCAACUCAUCGCCCCCACUGAACGACAGCAGAUCGUUCAAGCACACGGGGAACCCUCUGCCUUCCCCACCACCAUCACCCUUCCCCCCCAUUCCCCUUUCUCCCAUCUUCCCCAUUCCCAGGAUGCUCCAGCUAAUCGCUUCGUCCGAGCGCCAGCAGACCGUUCAAGCACAUGAAGAACCCUCUGCCUUCCCCGCUGGCCCUCUCUGUCUCCCACCUUCCCUCUCUACUUUUCCCCACAUCUGCCCCCUCCCCAGGAGUCUGUGCUCCAGCUACUCGCUCCAUCCGAGCGACAGCAGAUCGUUCAAGCACACGGGGAACCCUCUCCCUUCCCCACCACCACUUUCCUCCCUCCCCUGCCGGUUUCCCCCUUUUCCCCAAAAAUCAGUGCUCCAGCUAAUCGCUUCUUCCGAGCGCCAGCAGACCGUUCAAGCACAUGAAGAACCCUCUGCCUUCCCCGCUGGCCCUCUCUGUCUCCCACCUUCCCUCUCUACUUUUCCCCACAUCUGCCCCCUCCCCAGGAGUCUGUGCUCCAGCUACUCGCUCCAUCCGAGCGACAGCAGAUCGUUCAAGCACACGGGGAACCCUCUCCCUUCCCCACCACCACUUUCCUCCCUCCCCUGCCGGUUUCCCCCUUUUCCCCAAAAAUCAGUGCUCCAGCUAAUCGCUUCUUCCGAGCGCCAGCAGACCGUUCAAGCACAUGAAGAACCCUCUGCCUUCCCCGCUGGCCCUCUCUGUCUCCCACCUUCCCUCUCUACUUUUCCCCACAUCUGCCCCCUCCCCAGGAGUCUGUGCUCCAGCUACUCGCUCCGUCCGAGCGACAGCAGAUCGUUCAAGCACACGGGGAACCGUCUGCCUUCCCCACCACACCCACCACAGCCAUCCCAGACAUCCCAGCCAGAACAGGACCAGUCAAACCAGACACCAAGAGUCAACCCAAGGCAGUCACCAAAGUUACUUCCGCCACAGCCCUCCCACACAAGCCCAUGCAGUCAGUUCAGUCGCCCAACCCACCGCUUUCCCUCCCUCCCUCCCCCACCCAUACGUUCCCCCACUUCCCAGGAGUCAGUUCUUCAACUCAUUGCUCCUUCCGAGCGACAGCAGACCGUUCAAGCACAUGGGGAACCGUCUGCCUUCCCCACCACAGCCAUCCCAGCAAGAACAGGACCAGUCAAUCCAGACACCAAGAGCCUCCCCAAGGCAAUCACCAAAGUUCCUUCCGCCACAGCCCUCCCACGCAAGCCCAUGCACUCGGUUCAGCCCCCCGCUGCCAAGGCCUCCUCUCCCAAAACUGCUCCCGCUCCCCACUUUGGCUCUCCCAUACUUGGAGGUGGGGGAGGUGCAGCAUCCCUCUCAGGUUCCCCCCUCUCGUUCCCGAAAUCCUCUAGCAAAUCUCAACAGCAACAGCAGCAGCAGCAGCAGAAGCAGCAGCCACUGCCACUCUUCUCCUUUCCAGCAGCUCCUGCCUCCCUUCCUCCUUUCACUUCUACUGCUACCGCUGCCCCCGCUGCUCCCGGCCAAUCAGAGCUCCCGCUCCAGCGCAAACUUUUCGGAUCCGGGCAGUUCGGGCAGCAGGGUCCCGUAGGAGGCGGCCAAUCAGGGGGAAGCGCUUUGUUCGGGGGAGGUGGGGUAACCGCGUUCAGUAAACCCAAGGGCGUGGGUCAUUUCACCAGCAGCAGCAGCAACGAGCCUGCUGCAGCUUUCAAGGACUCGGUUGGUGUGUUCAGGCCUUUUCCUGAGGUGAAAGCCACAUCAACAGGAGCACCUGCAAGCCAGUCUGCCUUUGCAGCAGGCCAACCAUCAGCGUCAAGCAUCUUUGCAUCCCCUUUCUCCCAGAAAGGUCCAGACAACUCCACUGCUGCUGCUGCUUCUGCUGCUGCUGGACAGCCUUCUCCCUUACCCUCCCCUCCGCCAUUCAACUUUGCAAACCCUACUGGCACUACAGCAACUUUCGGGAAGCCUUCAGGGUCAUCCCCAGCCCCGAAUCCUUUCCAGAAGUAA
Messenger RNA from Closterium sp. Yama58-4, 2130 nucleotides. The record is from the annotation of a GenBank genome assembly. NCBI's taxonomy places the organism in Eukaryota, Viridiplantae, Streptophyta, Zygnematophyceae, Desmidiales, Closteriaceae.